Molecule: messenger RNA, 3555 nt
Organism: Drosophila sulfurigaster albostrigata
Lineage: Eukaryota; Metazoa; Arthropoda; Insecta; Diptera; Drosophilidae
Product: apoptosis-resistant E3 ubiquitin protein ligase 1
Exons: 8
Coding region: 325-3240 (971 amino acids)
Biological process (GO): negative regulation of apoptotic process; positive regulation of protein catabolic process; protein polyubiquitination
Molecular function (GO): ubiquitin-protein transferase activity
Source: RefSeq, a predicted model, not a curated record
AGCACAAACGCAAAAAAACAUUAUUUUUCGCUCGUCGCAGUUUUUUAUUUAAGUUUCGGUAAACAAAACGCACGCACACAAACAUUGAGAUAUUAUUUAAUGCGAGUGCUGCUUUACAUGUGUCGCCAAUUUUUUGUUGGGAAUUAUAAAGAACGCACAAAAUGUUCGCGCCGUGCUUUAGCUUGUUGUUGUUGUUUUGCUAUCAAAGUGCGCGCAUUAAAUAUUUAUUAAAAUUGAAUGCGUGAAUAACGUGAACCUAAAAAAAGUAUAUCUCUUUGAACUGCAUUUUCAUUGAAAGAAACUACUCUGCCUUUGUUGUUGAUUAUGUUGAAACGCUUGCUAAAAGUGUCAAUUGCAAUUGUGUUGAGUUUAAUGUUUACCGUUUCAUUGGUAAAGAUUGUUUUAUUGAUUUGGACAUCAUAUCCGGACUGGUUGCUGCAUUUCCACCCCGACGCCACCCUCGACAGCGACGCCUUCCCCUCCUCCAGUUUUACAGCCGAUGAAUGGCUUGCAUAUCAGCAUUUGCUGAGUGAUAAAGGCAUUUCAUCAUUGUCGAGUUCCGGGGAUCCGGAGCGACUGCCGGAGUUGCCGCCGGGCGACGAGCAGCGUCUGCAACGCGCCGCACUCCACUUGCAACAGAAGCUCAUCCUGCGUGAAUGGCUGCGUGAGUAUCGCAUGCAACAUCACUAUCAGCGACUGUUGGCUGUUGAGGUUGCCUCAUUGGAGGACGUAUAUUGGCUGGAGGAUUCGCGAGCGAGUAAAAUACUUGGCAAGGACUGGCAGCUGUGGUCGACGGCGCGUCAAGGAUUGCCCACAUCGAAGGCACAGCUGGAUGCGUUGAAGGCGCAGCUGUGGUCAACGGUGGUGAAGUCGAGUCAGCAUCAGGACGCAUGGACAUGGGGUGGCAUGCUGGUGGUAUCCGUUUCCGUAGCCGGACUCGUCACACUCGCCGCCAUGACACAACCAUCGCUGGCCCCGGAGGCGCGACACUCGCUGCUGCAGUAUGUGACCGGGAAGUAUCUGCUGCCGGCCAACUGUAAGGUGCAGUGGGACUGGAAGGAUCCGGUGCGUGUGGGCGACACCAUGUGCUUUGUGGUGCGCUUCUUUCAGCGCAACGGCCAGCCAUAUCCCAUCUGUGAUACGGACCAGUUCUUUGUCGAGGUCACCGAGGGCACACGCAAAGUGGUCACCAUCAGCGAGCUCGGCUCGUCCACGGAUCCCAAUAAUGCCAACAUCGCCAAGGUCAAGUUCACCGUUCGCACCGCGGGACAAUAUAAAAUCUCGGUGCUCAUUGGCGCCAGUCACAUCGCUGGUUCGCCCUUCUUACGCAACUUUCUCCCGGGUGCAAUCGAUGCUCGCCGAUCGCGUUUCAUUCGUCCCGCCAGCACGGUGAUCUGUUGUGCCAGCGCACCGACUCUGAUGCACAUUGAGCCCAGGGAUGAGUUCGGCAAUGCCUGUCUCUUUGAGCAGUCCGAUGAUGCUCUGAAGGGCUAUCAUGUGGCCAUCUAUGACCUGCAUGGCGUGGCCGUGGAGAAGCUCCAGCAUGCUAUUGCCUUCAGCUACGAUCGCGUCAACUCACGGGUCUCGGUCACCGCCUUGUUCCCGGAGCCAACCUGCCUGCGUGCCGUCAUCAGCUAUCGGGAUCAGCAACUGCCAAAUGGUGACUUCGAUAUCAUCGUGCUGAGCAAUAGCGACACGACGCUGGUGCACAAGAACAUUGCCUCGCGAAAGCACAACAUUUGCUACGAGGCCAAACUGCUGAGCAUCUACGGUGCAAGCAAGGGCAAACCUAGAAAGGUGAUGUGCUAUGUGGGACCGAAGCAGAACUCGUUGAUCUUUCAGGUGACGAUCAAGGAGAUGAUCUUGAAGUUCAUACCCAAACGCAUUGCGACCUUUCGACUGUGUCCCUCGACCAAAUUCCACUUUCUGCCCCAGCUGGUGACGCAGUUGCAUGGUCCAGUGUUUGUCAUCGACGAUGGAGCGCAACCGAGGAUCGAGCUGGCCUCCAAGGAUCGCAACAUCAUCGCGGCAACAUUUACACACUUUUUGCUAAAGAACAUUGGUGGCUCCGAAACGUUUAAGGACAAACAGGAUUUCUUUUAUCACGAAGUGCGUAAAUUUCAUGCCAGUUACUAUCACGAGAAGAUGGCACUGAAAGUGCAUCGCGAGAAGAUCCUUGAGAGCAGCAUGAAGUCAACCAAAGGCUUCUCCGUCUCCGAUUGGUGCGGCAACUUCGAGGUCACCUUUCAAGGCGAACAGGGCAUCGAUUGGGGUGGCCUGCGACGCGAAUGGUUCGAGUUGGUCUGCAGUGCAUUGUUCGAUUCCCGCAGCGGACUCUUCUGUACAUUCCACGACAAGCAUCAGGCGCUGGUGCAUCCGAAUCCCACGCGACCAGCGCAUCUGAAGCUCAAGUACUUUGAGUUUGCCGGCAAAAUGGUGGGAAAAUGUCUCUUCGAGAGUGCACUGGGAGGCAGCUAUCGUCAGUUGGUCCGAGCUCGCUUCAGUCGCUCCUUUCUGGCUCAGCUCAUUGGACUGCGAGUGCACUACAAGUACUUUGAGCAAGACGAUCCGGAUUUGUAUCUGUCCAAAAUUAAGUACAUACUCGACACGGAUCUCGAUGGCACCGACACCUUGGAGCUGUACUUUGUGGAGGAGCUGUACGAUGCCAGUGGUCAGCUGAGCAAGACGAUCGAGCUGAUACCCAACGGUGCCAAGACGCGUGUCACGAAUGCCAGCAAAAAUCAGUAUCUGGAUGCCUUGGCCCAACAGCGUCUCUGCAAUAGCGUCAAGGAUGAGGUGGACAGCUUUCUGAAGGGCUUGAAUGCCAUCAUACCUGAUAAUCUACUCAGCAUUUUUGACGAGAACGAACUAGAGCUACUCAUGUGCGGCACUGGCGAAUACUCGAUCAGCGACUUCAAGUCCCAUCACAUUGCCAAUGGCAAUUCAGCCGAAUUCCGGCGUGUGCUCGCCUGGUUUUGGGCCGGAGUCAGCAACUUUAGUCAGACGGAGAUGGCGCGUCUCUUGCAAUUCACCACGGGUUGUUCACAGCUGCCUCCGGGCGGUUUUCAGGAGCUCAAUCCACAGUUCCAGAUCACGGCGGCGCCCACGUUUGGUAAUCUGCCCACAGCGCAUACUUGCUUCAAUCAACUCUGCCUGCCGGAUUACGAGAGCUACGAACAGUUUGAGAAGUCGCUGCUGUUGGCCAUCAGCGAGGGCAGCGAGGGAUUUGGCAUGGUCUAAACUCUGGAGGAUGGCUGAAAUUGAUAAUUAAUAUAAUAUUAAGCGUACAAUAUUUCUAUAUACAGCAUAUACUACAAUAUAGUUUUUGAGUAGCCGCUGCAAAUUGUGUUCCUGCGCUUUCUACGUCAUAUAUUCUUAGUGCGUAUUGUAUUUGAUAAGCAUGCGUGAUGAUUAAAUUGUAAAGAGCAAAACUAGUUUUUCCAAUAAGUUUCUCUAUUUGCUUACAAGUUUACAAAUGAAGAAAUAAAUUAAAAAUGAAAAUGAAAAAGCAACCCAAGCAAAAGCAAUAAUUAAACACAAAAUAAAAAAAAAUAA